UAUGAUUAUAUACCAUAUACAAAUUGUUAUGAUUAUAUACCAUAUAGAAAUUGUUAUGAUUAUAUACCACAUAGAAAUUGUUAUGAUUAUAUACCACAUAGAAAUUGUUAUGAUUAUAUACCAUAUAGAAAUUGUUAUGAUUAUAUACCAUAUACAAAUUGUUAUGAUUAUAUACCAUAUACAAAUUGUUAUGAUUAUAUACCAUAUACAAAUUGUUAUGAUUAUAUACCAUAUACAAAUUGUUAUGAUUAUAUACCACAUACAAAUUGUUAUGAUUAUAUACCAUAUACAAAUUGUUAUGAUUAUAUACCAUAUACAAAUUGUUAUAAUUAUAUACCAUAUACAAAUUGUUAUGAUUAUAUACCAUAUAGAAAUUGUUAUGGUUAUAUAACAUAUAGAAAUUGUUAUGAUUAUAUACCAUAUAGAAAUUGUUAUGAUUAUAUACCAUAUACAAAUUGUUAUAAUUAUAUACCAUAUACAAAUUGUUAUAAUUAUAUACCAUAUACAAAUUGUUAUGAUUAUAUACCAUAUAGAAAUUGUUAUGAUUAUAUACCAUAUACAAAUUGUUAUGAUUAUAUACCAUAUAGAAAUUGUUAUGAUUAUAUACCAUAUACAAAUUGUUAUAAUUAUAUACCAUAUACAAAUUGUUAUGAUUAUAUAACAUAUACAAAUUGUUAUGAAUCGGCGAUCAAGAUCGUUCGAUUGCCUGCACCAUUAAGCUUUCUUUUCAAUCGGAUGAACUUUGUAGUCUCUCUCGCAUUCCAUAGCAAGGGGAAUAACUCAAACGGUGGUGGAAAUUCACGAAUUUUUUUUAUUCGACUUAGAUUUUUCCAUUAA
Lottia gigantea (owl limpet) is the source of this 837-nucleotide messenger RNA. RefSeq lists its product as hypothetical. The transcript has a single exon. Lineage: Eukaryota; Metazoa; Mollusca; Gastropoda; Lottiidae. The record is from RefSeq and is a predicted model, not a curated record. The annotation marks the transcript as partial.